AUGGGUUCGGUAGCACCAACAACGAACGGAGACACGCAAAUUAGAGAGCUUGAUGUUCUAGUUAUUGGCGCCGGCUUCGGCGGAUGCUAUAGUCUGCACAAAUUUCGCAAGGCGGGCUUCAAAGUCCACGUCUACGAGGCAGGUAGUUAUCUUGGGGGCGUCUGGCAUUGGAAUAGGUAUCCAGGGGCACGCGUCGACUCUGAAAUUCCAUAUUACCAGUUUUCCCUGCCAGAGCUAUGGCGUAAGUGGAACUGGACUGAGCGAUUUCCCAGCGGUGGCGAGCUGAGAGAGUACUUCAAGUUCGUUGACGAAAGGCUGGAUCUGUCCAAGGACAUCACCUUCGGCGCCAAGGUCGUCCGCGGAGAGUUCGACCAAGCGGCUGCCAGGUGGACAGUUGAGACUGAAGUCGGUUGGAAAGCAACUUGCAAGUAUCUGAUCUGUGCGACUGGAAGCUCGUUCAAGCCGCACUAUCCGGCGUUCAACAACCUAGAGAAGUUCAAGGGUCGACUCAUACACUCAACCGACUGGCCGGCGGAUGCAGAUGCAAAUAUUGAUGGCAAGAAGGUCGCUGUGAUUGGAUCAGGCGCCACUGCAAUCCAAUGCUGCCAGGAGAUCUCAAAGAGGGCAGAACAUAUGACGACCUACAUCCGCACUGCUAGCAUCUCUCUGCCUAUGGUCCAACGUCCCCUCGGCGAGCUUGAGCAGAGAAUUGAGAAGGCAACCUACAAUAGAAUGUUUGACUAUUGUAGGCAGACCGCAGCAGGGCUGGGCUACGAUCGCAAAUUCGGGAGUGUGUAUGAGCUUAACGACGAGGAACGUGAGGAAUUCUGGGAGGAACUGUGGUCUCGCGGCGGCUUCAACUUCAACCAAGCCAACUACCGCGACUUCCUUAUCGAUAAAAAGGCAGGCGAGCUGAUGUAUCAGUUCUGGGCUAAGAAGACGCGCCCGCGAAUCAAAAACCAUUCAAAGGCGGCCUUCCUGGUCCCCGAGAAGGCACCCUUCCUCUUUGGCACCAAGAGGAGCAGCUUAGAGCAAGACUAUUAUGAGUGCAUGGACCGGGACAAUGUUUCAAUCGUUGAUCUUAAAGCCCACCCUAUUCAAGAAUUCACUGAGAAGGGCAUUGUCACCCAAGAUGGCCUCGAAGAGCAAUUUGACACUGUUAUCAUGGCCACGGGCUUCGACGCUAUGACUGGAAGCCUCACCAACAUGAACAUCAAGGGAACGGAUGGACUGACCUUCAAGGAACGGUGGAAUAAUGGUGUAUUUACUCAUCUAGGUCUUUGCAGCAAUGGAUGCCCUAACAUGUUUCUCGUCUACGGGCCUCAAGCUCCUACUGCCUUCACUAAUGGGCCGGUGUUUAUCGAGAGCCAAGUCGAAGUUCUUCUCGAAUUGCUCCAAAGGCUGGAAGGAGAGGGCGUGAGUUCUAUCGAGGCUACGCGCCCUGCUGAAGAACAGUGGAAGCAGGCCAUGCAAGAGGACGCCGCCAAGACCUUGCUCCCGUUGACAGACUCGUGGUACAUGGGGGCAAACAUUCCAGGAAAACCUCGAGAACAGCUCAACUACAUGCGUGGGAUCCAGGCAUACAUUUCUGAAGUUCGGGAGGCGUUGAAAGAUCUGAAGGGAUUCACUGUCGUUUAUAAAACUUAG
Molecule: messenger RNA, 1647 nt
Organism: Clonostachys solani
Lineage: Eukaryota; Fungi; Ascomycota; Sordariomycetes; Hypocreales; Bionectriaceae
Source: the annotation of a GenBank genome assembly